Asparagus officinalis (garden asparagus) is the source of this 1451-nucleotide messenger RNA. Its product is annotated as G-protein coupled receptor 1. Gene Ontology annotation, molecular function: G protein-coupled receptor activity. Bases 94 to 1002 code for a protein of 302 amino acids. Lineage: Eukaryota; Viridiplantae; Streptophyta; Magnoliopsida; Asparagales; Asparagaceae. Gene Ontology annotation, cellular component: plasma membrane. The transcript is spliced from 9 exons. Gene Ontology annotation, biological process: adenylate cyclase-activating G protein-coupled receptor signaling pathway; cell surface receptor signaling pathway. The record is from RefSeq and is a predicted model, not a curated record.
GCUUGACAAACGCGUGGGGAUGUACUCUGGUUGAUAGAAAUUUCGUUCUAGAGAGAGAGAGAAGAGAGAGAAACAGACGAGAUCGAGCAGCUUAUGCGAUGCCGUUGGCGGCGGCGGCGGCGGUGGCGGCGGCGGNCUCUACUCGGAUCGGCCUUCAUCGUUGUCUGCUACCUCUUCUUCAAAGAGCUCCGCAAGUUCUCUUUCAAGCUCGUCUUCUUCCUCGCGCUAUCCGAUAUGUUCUGCAGUUUCUUCCGCAUAAUUGGGGACCCAUCAAAUGGAUUUUUUUGUUAUGCUCAAGACUAUAGUACACACUUUUCCUGUGUAGCAUCUUUUUUAUGGACUACAACAAUUGCCUUCACUCUUCACCGUACUGUUGUUAAGCACAAAACAGAUGUAGAGGAUUUCGGAUCUGUUUUUCAUUUGUAUGUAUGGGGAACCUCUCUUGCUAUGUCUGUCAUGCGCUCCAUAGGUAGUGAUUAUGGAAGAUAUGGUGCAUGGUGUUGGGCUGAGACUGAUACUGCAGGACAGGUAGCUCACUUCAUAACAUUUUAUGCUCCAUUGUGGGGUGCCAUUCUUUACAAUGGAUUUACAUACUACCAAGUAAAUCGCAUGCUGAACAAUGCAACACGGAUGGCUGUUGGCAUGUCAGAUCGAUCCCACCAAUAUGAUACAGGAGCUGACAAGAAGGCAUUAAAUAGAUGGGGAUACUAUCCAUUGAUUUUGAUAGGAUCUUGGGCAUUUGCAACAAUCAAUCGUGUGCACGACUUCAUUUAUCCAGGCAAUAAGAUAUUUUGGCUUUCAUUUGCUGAUGUUUGGUUUGCGGGACUCAUGGGUUUCUUUAAUUGUAUUGCUUAUGGUCUUAACUCUUCCGUGCGACGGGCAAUUGCAGAAAGAUUUGAAAUGUAUUUACCCGAGAGAUUGAAAAGAUGGUUCCCUUCAAAGUUGAAAGGCCAGCAACAAGAAAAUGAACUUGUUUCACUGAUUGUUGAAGGCCAACAAUAGAAGUUGAGUGGUAUUCUUCUCCAUUUAACCAGCCAAUUCUUCUAAGGAAAAAUUACCUCGCUAGCACAAGAGCAGGGUCGGUUACGAGUUGCUUGAUAUACAUUUUACAAGGAUAACUGGAGAGAAACUACAUGACAUGUUGCGGUACAAAAAUUUUCAUGUUUAGUGUGUGCAUACUAGCAGCUUUGGUGCGUAGUGAGUCAGUCCUAUUGGUUAUUUUUGCGGCCUCGAAAUUCUUGUUUGUAACCAUGUAUGCUGCAGUCUGUAGAUAUUUGCACUUACUGCUUGUUCAGAGACUUGUAACGUAAGCAUUUUUCUGUGCUAAUUGUGUCGUGUCGAGUUUUCACCUCAUUAGUGAAAGUUUUGAUGCCGGUUUGAGAUUGGAUGAGUUUGAGCUGACCUUGUGCUGAUAUUAUUGGAUUAUGAUAUUACAGCCGUUGUAAUUUCUA